AUGAAGGUGGUGCCCGCGGAGGUUCUGGCCCCCCAGGACCCCCAAGACCAGUUUCUGGACCCCCAAGACCAGUUUCUGGGGCCCCAGGACCCCCACGACCAGUUUCUGGGGCCCCAAGACCAGUUUCUGGCCCCUCAGGACCCCCAAGACCAGUUUCUGGGGCCCCAAGACCAGUUUCUGGCCCCUCAGGACCCCCAAGACCAGUUUCUGGACCCCCAAGACCAGUUUCUGGGGCCCCAGGACCCCCAAGACCAGUUUCUGGGGCCCCAAGACCAGUUUCUGGCCCCUCAGGACCCCCAAGACCAGUUUCUGGACCCCCAAGACCAGUUUCUGGGGCCCCAGGACCCGGCUCUGGCCCCCCAGGACCCCCAAGACCAGUUUCUGGGCCCCCAGGAGCCCCAAGACCAGUUUCUGGGGCCCCAAGACCAGUUUCUGGCCCCUCAGGACCCCCAAAACCAGUUUCUGGGGCCCCAAGACCAGUUUCUGGGCCCCCAGGACCAGUUUCUGGGCCCCCAGGACCCGCGGGACUCCCAAGACCCGUUUCCGGCCCCCCAGGACCCCCAGGACCCGGCUCUGGCCCCCCAGGACCUGGUUCUGGACCAGUUUCCGGCCCCCCAGGACCCUCAGGACCUGGUUCUGGACCAGUUUCCGGCCCCCCAGGACUGCUGCGAGCGCGUGGUCAUCAACGUGGCGGGGCUGCGGUUCGAGACGCAGCUCCGGACGCUGAACCGUUUCCCAGAAACCCUCCUGGGGAACCCCAGGAAACGGAUGCGCUACUUCGACCCGCUGCGGAACGAGUACUUCCUGGACCGGAACCGGCCCAGCUUCGACGCGGUUCUGUACUUCUACCAGUCCGGCGGGCGGCUGCGCCGGCCCGCGCUCGUCCCCGUGGACGUGUUUCUGGAGGAGAUCAAGUUCUACGAGCUCGGGGCCGACGUGGUGGACGCCUUCAGGGAGGACGAGGGUUUCCUGCGCGAGGAGCCGCGGCCGCUGCCGGCUAACGCGCUGCAGCGGCGGGUGUGGCUGCUGGUGGAGCACCCGGACAGCUCCGCCGCCGCGCGGGCCGUCGCCAUCGUCUCCGUCACCGUCAUCCUCAUCUCCAUCGUCAUCUUCUGCCUGGAGACGCUGCCCGAGUUCCGGGACGGGGGGCCGCGGCGGGCCGGCAACGGGUCGCUGGCAAGGCUAGCCAAGGUAAGAGCCGACUCCAGCGUUCUGGAUCAGCUGACGCCGGGCGGCGCCGAGGCCCAGGGGGCGCGCAGCCCCGUCACCGACCCCUUCUUCGUGGUGGAGACGCUCUGCAUCGUCUGGUUCUCCCUGGAGCUGCUGGUUCGGUUCCUGGCGUCGCCCAGCAAGGCGGCGUUCUGCCGGACGCCCAUGAACGCCAUCGACGUGGUGGCCAUCGCGCCGUACUUCGUCACGCUGGGCACCGAGCUGGCCGAGCACCGCGGCGGCGGCGCCGGGGCCGGCCAGCAGCCGGCCACGUCGCUGGCCAUCCUGCGCGUCAUCCGCCUGGUGCGCGUCUUCCGCAUCUUCAAGCUGUCGCGCCACUCCAAGGGGCUGCAGAUCCUGGGCCAGACGCUGAAGGCUAGCAUGCGCGAGCUGGGGCUGCUCAUCUUCUUCCUCUUCAUCGGCGUCAUCCUCUUCUCCAGCGCCGUCUACUUCGCCGAGACCGACGACCCGCACUCGGGCUUCGCCAGCAUCCCCGACGCCUUCUGGUGGGCCGUGGUGUCCAUGACGACGGUGGGCUACGGCGACAUGUGUCCGGUCACCGUGGGCGGGAAGGUCGUGGGCUCGCUGUGCGCCAUCGCCGGCGUGCUGACCAUCGCGCUGCCCGUGCCCGUCAUCGUGUCCAACUUCAACUACUUCUACCACCGCGAGACGGAGGGCGAGGAGCAGCCGCAGUUCACCCACGUGAGCUGCGGCCAGCCGCCGCCGUCGCCGCCAUUGUCACCGCCGCCGCUAGGAGCCUCGCCGCUCCGGUGCGGCCGAGCCUCGCCGGACCAGAACCUUUACCUGGAGGACGAGGACGACGCUGACUCCUUCAAGUUCACCAACUGCAGCCCUUACAAGGCCGGAACGGGCCGUUUGACCACCGUCUGA
Molecule: messenger RNA, 2100 nt
Organism: Cololabis saira (Pacific saury)
Lineage: Eukaryota; Metazoa; Chordata; Actinopteri; Beloniformes; Belonidae
Product: shaker-related potassium channel tsha2-like
Exons: 2
Coding region: 1-2100 (699 amino acids)
Biological process (GO): potassium ion transmembrane transport; protein homooligomerization
Cellular component (GO): membrane; voltage-gated potassium channel complex
Molecular function (GO): delayed rectifier potassium channel activity; protein binding
Source: RefSeq, a predicted model, not a curated record